AAGUUUAAAGAAAAGGGUUAUCUUGUUGAUGCUUACUUGUCUGAUAUCUCUGAUUUGAAACUUUAUUGGUAUAUUGAUCUUGAAGAAUCUACAGAUAUGAAAUUAGGCCUGGUACUGGCCU
Molecule: messenger RNA, 121 nt
Organism: Ambispora leptoticha
Lineage: Eukaryota; Fungi; Glomeromycota; Glomeromycetes; Archaeosporales; Ambisporaceae
Source: the annotation of a GenBank genome assembly